This is a messenger RNA of Chelonoidis abingdonii (Abingdon island giant tortoise), 2465 nucleotides long. Lineage: Eukaryota; Metazoa; Chordata; Testudines; Testudinidae. The record is from RefSeq and is a predicted model, not a curated record.
GCUGGGCCCCAGUUGGGUGGCUGAAGAAGGCAGUGCCGCGGGGAAGAAACCUCUGAGCUACAGCCCCAUAGCAGGGCCAUGAUAAGAACUCAGGACUGUAUAUCCCAGAAGCGGGGGACAGCGUGUGCGGCUCGGCUGGAGACUGAGCUACAAAGACCAGCAGAGAGAGCCAGCAGCCGGGGGAGCACUUGCAAGAGGCAGCUGCCACCCUGUUGUAAGACUGAAAAAGAAAAGCAGGUCACACCUAACAUGGAGAAAGGGGCCAGUCAUGAGAGGUGGGUGCCCCACCCCCAGGAAGAACUGUGUUUGCAGGCACUAUCAGCCAGAGAAAAGGGGCCAUGCACGAGAGGCGGGCGCUGACCCUGUUACGGGGGCACAUGAAGGAAUUUGGCUCUGGAGGAGGGAUAAGGGAUCCCUCCGCUGUUAAAAGUUGUGCAUGGCUGAGAGCUGGAGUUGGACGUUGUGUAUUGAGGCCUGAUUGCAAUGGAAGGCUGUCGCUUUAAGAAUGGGGGCAGGGAGUGGAGUUUCCUUGUCCUGCUGCCAGUCUUGGGGGCUCCAUGGGGAAGCAUGGGACCAGAAGCAGCCUGGAAGAAACCAGCCUAGAAAACAGUGGGCUGAGUUCUCUCACUAUCUUAGGGAGCAGCCUGCUUUGUCUCACUCUUGUAUGUGGUUGCUGUGUAGGAUUGUUCUAGAUUCCCAGAAACAGUCACCUUAGGCUGCAACCUUCCAGCAGGAGUAUUUGAGGUUUGUCUCUGACUUCUCCAGGUGGGUGCUGUGAAUAUACCAACCACAAGGCAGGUCAGAGGUGCCGUUACUCCAGAACUGUGGCAAAUGGCUCUGUGAUUCCACCCACCCUGUCAACCGGCUCGUGCAAGCGCCAUCCCUUGUCUGGCUGAAAUAAAAUCAAUCUGUGAUAAAUCCCCUGGCAGGAGAUUUGGCUGCAUCACAGACCCUAGCACCGACCUACUGCUUCUCCAUCACCAUGGAGGCUUCUCUUGCCGCCUGCAUCCUCGCUGCUCUCCUGGCUACGGGGGCCUGUCUGCAGUGUGAGGUUUGCGAAGGCCAAGGAACCAGCUGCACGGGCAGCAUGCGGCCCUGCCCAGCUGGGCAGGACUCUUGUGCCAUCGCUGUGACAGUAACCACAAUGGCAGGAGUGAACACCCAGAGCAUUCACAAGGGCUGUGUGAUGUCCAGCCAGUGUGGAGCCGGCCCCGUCUCGAUGAAUUUUGGGUAUGGAAUGACGACAAGGACGAGCAUCGCCUGCUGCGUGGGAGAUGCCUGCAGAACAACCACAGUUGCAGUGCCCCCGGCUGACCCCAAACCCAACGGCCGGCGCUGCCCAGCCUGCUACGCGUUGCAUGCUGAUCAGUGUGCAGAAGUGCCCAUAAAUUGUACUGGAUCCGAGACCCGAUGUCUCGACGCUACUGGGACCAUAACAUCUGUGAGGAAACUUUCAUUCUCACAGGUGGGGUCAGCAAGAAGCCAAUUAAGAACAGAAGCAUGGCCGCACUGGGUCAGGUGAGUGGUGCAGGUGGCCCGGUGUCCGACAGGGGCACCCCCAGAACUUCAUGGGCAGUGCACAGAACCCUGUGAUUUUGGAGAGACCCACCCCGUCUUCCCCUCCCAGCUUGUGGCAGUUGGAGGGGUAGGGACAGCCGGAGUGUGGCAUUGUGUCUCUGACCGUUUUGGCCAAUAGCCAUGGAUGGCCCUAAUCUCCAGGAAUGUAUCUAGCUCUUUUCUGAACCCUGCUGUACUUUUGCCCAUCCCCUGGCAAGGAGUUCCACAGGUUAAUUGUGUGGCAGGGGAAAAGUACAGCGUCUUGUUUGUAUGAAACCUGCUGCUUGUUCGUUUCAUUGGGUGACCCCUGGUUUUGGUGUUGUGGGACAGGGGAAAUAGCAGUUUUUCAGUCACUUUUUCCAUGGCCUGGCAUGAUUUUCUCCCCAUCUGUCACACCCCCCCUGACGCUUCCCCCCAGUAGGUCAAGGCUGAGAAUACCACAUUUAGGACAGACGUGCUCCACGCGCCUGGUGCUUCUAUCAUUAGAGCUUACUGAGCCAGUAACAGAGAUGGGCUUGUGUGUCACCACACUGGUUAACAAGAAGCCACAAACACAGGCCCCGCAGGCAGGCCAGCCCCUGGCUCACCACCCAGAUACGUUUUUAGGCUUUAUGAUGAAUUGUUCCUGAAAACCAGUUUCACCAGAAUUAGCGUCCUUCCGCUCCCAAUGCAUUAGCCACUUAGCCAGCUCAAUAUGAGUCAGAUCUUACCCAGUAAGCAUGUCUGCCGAUUCUUAUAGUAACUAGAACCUACAGGUUUAAUAAUGGGAGAGUUAUAAGUGGUUAGUGGAUCAUAUACCCACAAGUAUCAGGGGGUCAUUGUGUGGGCCUGUAUCCACACCAAAAACCAGGAGGCCAGUGGUAUCUUAAAGACUAACAGAUUUAUUUGGGUGUAAGUUUUCAUGGGUU